This is a messenger RNA of Eurypyga helias (sunbittern), 667 nucleotides long. It is a transcript of the gene LACTB2, whose product is annotated as lactamase, beta 2. Gene Ontology annotation, molecular function: single-stranded RNA binding; RNA endonuclease activity. Lineage: Eukaryota; Metazoa; Chordata; Aves; Eurypygiformes; Eurypygidae. The transcript is spliced from 4 exons. Gene Ontology annotation, cellular component: mitochondrial matrix. The annotation marks the transcript as partial. The record is from RefSeq and is a predicted model, not a curated record.
AAGAGUCCUUAUUGACACGGGGGAACCAGCUACUCCGGAAUAUAUUGGCUGUUUAAAGCAAGCACUGUCAGAGUUCAACAUCUCAAUUCAAGAAAUUUUAGUGACACACUGGCAUCAUGAUCAUACUGGUGGAAUACCUGAUAUCUGCAAGAACAUCCCUAAUGACUCUGAAUAUCGCAUCUGUAAGCUUCCUCGUGUCCCUCACCGUGAAGAAAUAAUCGAAGGAGGACAUAAAUAUUUUUAUCUUAAAGAGGGAGAUGUGAUACAGGCAGAGGGAGCCACACUCAGAGUUUUGUAUACACCUGGACACACUGAUGAUCAUAUGUCUUUACAUCUGGAAGAAGAAAAUGCUGUAUUUUCUGGUGACUGUAUUUUAGGAGAAGGAACAACAGUCAUUGAAGACCUGUAUGAUUACAUGAAAACUUUGAAAAGAUUGUUACAAAUGAAACUAGAUUUAAUAUAUCCAGGUCAUGGCCCAGUAGUACGGGAUGCAGAGGCUAGAAUCCAAGGCUACAUUUCUCACCGAACAGCACGUGAACAGCAAAUUCUAAACGUUUUCCAGAAGAAUGCUGGAAAAUCAUUUACCUCCUCGGAGCUUGUAAAGAUAGUAUACAAGGUAAUUGUUGAUUAAAAGCUUUUAGAUCAAACUAAAGAAAAUCGAGGUUAU